AUGCUUAGCAGAAACGUGGUCAUAUUUCUUGCACUUGUCUCCCUAUUAUUCUUUUUUCUAGUCUUUACAAAAAGUUUAUGUAAUAUUCAGGAUCAGUAUGACUAUGGCAUGGCGCUUAUUCAAAUCCCAUUCUUGCAAAACUCUCCAGAACGGGUUUCGGAUGACACUAAACAAAAAUCAUUCCGAUUUUUGAACAUUACUUUUGAUGACCCCAUUCCGCCUGCUUUGCAACCACCACUAGGACCACCAUCUGACCACAAAAUUGAGAGAUCUGGAGAUGAUGAAGUGAUUGGAGGCGAAUCCGCAAUGUCAUACUACCGAAAAUUGAUUGCUCAGACGGAUGACUUGAUGAGCAGAGUGACAAGUCACAACCAAAAAAUGCAAAUUCUAUCUGCUUUCGCAUAUAAGGAUCAUUUCUCAGCAGUAAUAGCGACACCGAAAAAAGUUGGAACUACUGUAUUCUGUCGGUACCUUGACAAUAAUGAUCGAGAGGUGGCUGAACCUGUUGAGUCCAAAGUGUAUCCAUCUUUUGUGGUUUACUGUAGCAGAAGGAAAAAUGCGGAAAAAUUGGGAAUCACUUCGAAUAAAACAGAACUACUGGGUGCAGACAACUCGGUGAAUCUCAUUCUUCGUAAAUUCAAAAAAUACCAACACCAUGUAUCCUUCUGCCUUGCUCCAACGUACGGCGCUGAGCCAAAAUGGCUGCAUAUUUUGGAGCUUGUGGAACACUACAAGCUACAAGGAGUCCUCAAAUUCUUCUUUUAUAUUCGAGAAAUUAGUGAAUAUGAUCGGAGAAUAGUUAGAAGCUAUGUGGAUAGUGGAGAAAUGGAAAUCAUAGAGAUACCGGGCACCGUAAAAGAUGUGAUAGCGCAGCAGUUGAUGGGUGUCGCUGAUUGUCUAUUGAGAAGUCGCACUUAUUCCGAAUGGUCCAUAUUUGCGGAUCUAGAUGAGAGAUUGAUAAUGACGGAUGACAGAGUUACAAUCGACGGGUUUAUGAGGACCAUCACCGAUAAAGAUAUCGGUUCUAUAGCCUUCCCUCAACGCUGGAUCAUGAAACGAGAGCAUAUUCCAUCGAAAUUCGAAAACGACCUCCAAAUAAUUGAAAAAUUGCCCACGCGUGCAUGGCAUGAAACGACGAGUGCCGCUUUGAAAGGGCAUCCCGUUUGUCAGGAACAACAACAGAGCUGCUGGGCAAAGGAUAUUGUGCACAAUGAAAAGGUCAUUCGAAUGCUAGUACAUGAAGUCGUCCAAUUCUACCCAGGAUUUCGAGAAGUGUUUCUGGACCCUUCUAUUGGUUACAUCAGGUUUAUCCGGUCCCUUUUCAUUUUCAAACUUCAAAAUUUCAGACACUACCGAGAUGUUCAAAUGCAGUCAUGGGAGCUGAAUAACCGGAAACAAUUGCAACUAUUCGGUCCAUUUUCUAAUACGAGUUACCCAAAUUCUCUAGGAAACAAAUUGUUGAAAAAUGUGCUUGAGAGAUUACAUCGGGUUUAUGGUUAA
This is a messenger RNA of Caenorhabditis briggsae, 1500 nucleotides long. The transcript is spliced from 7 exons. Lineage: Eukaryota; Metazoa; Nematoda; Chromadorea; Rhabditida; Rhabditidae. The record is from RefSeq and is a predicted model, not a curated record. Bases 1 to 1500 code for a protein of 499 amino acids.